GAAUGCCGGCCUGGCAUGUUCUGUGCCACGUCAGUCAGCAACACCUGUGCCCGCUGCCUCCCCCACUCCGUCUGCCCGCCAGGGAUGGUUGUCAAAUUCCAGGGUACAGCUCAGAAGGACACUGUCUGUGAGAAGCCUUCCCCAAGGACCAGCUCCAAGUGCAGCGCCAGCUCAGAGGACUGCAGGGCACCUGCCAGCACCACCGCCCUGGCCGAGCCCUCCCUGAUCUCCCCGGCCAGCUCUGAGGCCAGGACCAUGCUUCUCGGAGGGCGCACCUCCCUGGCCCCAGAAGAUAUUUUUAAAAUGACUCCCAACUCUCUCUCCUCUGAGGGGAAACCCAGUCCAGAUUCAGGGCUGUCCCUCCAGCAGCCGUGCCCGCCGGGGUCCCCUGACUGCAGGAAGCAGUGUGACCCCGACUACUACCUGGACCGGAGUGGCCUCUGCAUGGCCUGUGUGACCUGUAAGAGAGAAGACCUCGUGGAGAAGACACCCUGCAUGUGGAAUGCCGACCGUGUCUGUGAGUGCCGACCUGGCAUGACCUGUGCCACAUCAGCCAGAAACUCCUGUGCCCGCUGCGUCACCAACCCCAUCUGCCCACCAGGGAUGGUUGCCAAACUCCAGGGUGUGACGGACAGGGACACCACCAAUGAGCCACCUACUUCAGGGACCCACCCUGACUGUAGCCCCAACCCAGAGGACAAGUCACCCUCCAGCGCCAUCACCCCCGUGAUCUCGAAGGCCGAAUCCCAGACCAUCAAGGGCCAUGAAGUGACCUCCUUUACCGAAAGUCCCUUUCUGUUGCCAGGACACGUGUUCUCCUGGGUGGUCCUGAUGCUGUUGGUGGUCUUGGCCUUCAGCGCCUUCCUCCUGUGCCACCGGCGGGCCUGCAGGAAGUGGAUCAGGCAGAAGCUCCACCUGUGCUACCCAGCCCAGACCUUCCGGCCCAAGCUGGAGCCUGUGGAUUCCAAGCCUGGGAAGAAACAUGCAAACCGCGGGCCCAAGCGCCUCCUAGAGUUCCCGGCUGAGGUAAAAGCCAACAGAUCUCACCCAGAACGCCUCGUGUGGGGACGUCAGGCCCUCCUGGCAGAGAUGUCCCGGGAGCUGGCGGCUGCUUUAAAGCAGAGGCAGACUCACAGGGGCCGUGGAGGAAAAGAAACGGGGGGUUCCCCAUUCAGAACUGGGGGAAGCUGGGCCUCCCCACAGCAGCACCAUUUCCCCUGUCCACAGGAGUUGGAGAGGAGAUUUUCAGUGGCACAGCCAGUCACAGCAGAGCUGGGGUUCACAAACUCCCCACUGGCGGAGACCUUCCCUGCCAUGGGGGCGGACUGUCUGGAGAGCCAGCGGCUGCUGGAAGCCAGCCCCUGUGGCACCCCCCCAUCCCCCACGGACCUUUCUGAGCCCAGGGCGGCCUCGGCCUCGGAGCACACCAACAACAGGAUUGAGAAAAUCUACAUCAUGAAGGCCGACACAGUGAUUGUGGGGACUGUGAAGACUGAGGUGCCUGAGGGCCGGAGCCUGGUGGGGCCGGCGAGCCCUGUGGAACCCGAGUUUGAGGAUCUAGAAGUGGACCAUGCCCCCCGCUAUCCGGAGCAGGAGACAGAAGCACCGCCGGGGAGCUGCAGGGAUGUCAUGUUCUCAGUAGAGGAGGAAGGGAAGGAGGACCCCUGGCCCACGACCGCCUCUGGGAAAUGAGGCCUGGCCUGCACCGGGGCUGAGAGGGUGCCUGGGGGCCAGGCCAGCGCUGUUGGCACCAAGCUGGGGACAGAGGCCCACCUGGCAUGGACUGAGUUUCCAUCAUCCAGUGCGUGCAGGAUGCAGAUGGCCUCUGUUUGCACCCCCACCCCGCUGCGCCCCAACCCAGACCUUCGGGGAGCCGGGCUUGUGCAGCAGACAACCCAGGGGCUGGAUCUAAACGGCGAUGUUUGUUGGAGCAACGACUGCCGGGCACUCUGCUUUCUGCUGUUGCCCUGAAGGAGCCCCAGAACCCUGGGCAUCCGCUUUACACUGCCAGGCCGUGGCCCGCUCGAGGCAGAGGCCAUGAGGCCUGUACCGCUCUGCCCUUGCCUCUCGCCUCCCCCAGGGCCUCAGAAGUGACACCCAUUGGGCUUUGUACCCCCAACUACUGUAAUCGUGACCUUCAGGGGGCACCGAGCCAGCGCCUGUGGUUGUCCCUGAGUCAAAAGGGAAAUUGAGGGAUGGGCGUGGUGGACCAGCUCCAUCUUGGCUGCAGUUGCAGGCUGUACUCUGUGCCCAUGUGAAUGCCCGGCUGGCUGAGAGGGACCCCCUGGGGCUGCCGGCUUGCCCUGUUUGUGGCCCUCUUGGUAGGCCGAGAACUUUGGAUCAGCUCAUCUCAGAAUGUCCCACCUGUCCCUGCAGUGGGAGGCUUGGGGACCCAGCCAUCCAGAUGGUCAACAGCUGCAGAGCCUACCCCGGCUGGUAGACUCUGCCCUCCUGCUGGUGUCCGGAGAAGGGCCCACUUUGCUUCCUCACUGCAUGAAAAAGGGGAGCCAUGGAACCCUACAUGGUCCCGGUCUGCUCAUGGGCACUGCGUGAAUGUCUCAGGCUUGCAGACAGCAGCCCUGCCCCCUGGCACUCUUGGUUGGGAUGUGGAUGUCAGAAAGCAAUGUGGCUUCACCACUCGUCUGACCUGCUUCUGUGCUGUCCGAAAGGAGAUAACAUGAAUCUGGAUUCCGGAUUUCUGCGGCUCACUCUGAGCGCGAAGCUGCCCGGGCCUGGGUCUGCUGAGCCGCUCUCCCCAGGGCCUCAGACUCGAGUCAGCAUAAGUGGCCUUGGAAAGGGGUGUCUGGCAGAGGACAGACACCGCAGCCCCAGCCUGCGUGGUGGGUGCCUGGAGGCUCCUGGAAUUACCCACUGCGAGCCGGUUGGGAAAGCUCCUGUUUACUCACCAGGAGCUGGCGGUCUGGAGGAAGUUGGGGCGACCUCAAGAAUCACAAGGGUAGUUUCUGAAACUGCUCAGAUGUUUUGGGGAAAGUCUGGGACUCUGUGAGAGGCAGUUCCACAAGAAGCUAGAGAAGUUUCCGUGGAGGGACCGCAGUCACCAGAAGGCCAGUGCAGGAGUUGUGGGCACCUUUGCACCCCCAGGCACCUGUGGACACACCCCCUGAGCGGGGACCUCUGAUGGCCUUGACCCAAGGAGUGUGACCUGGAAGCACUCCCUCCCUCGUGCAAGAGCCCUUCACAGAACUUUGAUCCUCUGAAAAUCCAUCAGGCACCUCAAAGGUGAAUCGAAACCAUCCUGAGAAUGUGAGAAAUGUGAGAAUGUGAGAAACCAUCCUGAAAAUGAGAAUCUCAAGGGUCGAGCAUUCUCUGUUCCCCUGGACUGGGAUUCCCUCUUGGGCCCCAGAGAGACACCCAGGUGGCCAGUCUGUGAGAACCAGCAGGGUGGGAGUGGGGCCUUCCCACUGCUGGAAGGGUCCCAGGAGGUAAAUCCUUUCUCCUUGGCUCCCUCCCCUGGUGCGAGGUGGCCCUUGGAGGAGACUCAGAGAAAGCCACUCUCGAUGGAAGGCGCCCUGGGAGCAUGUGCACAAAGGCCUUCUUCCCUUGGACAGGGCCGAGCAGCCCCUGCCUCUCCCCGCUGCCCCCCCUUCCUGAUCCAUUGUGUUCAGGGAGUGACAGUAAGCCCUACAGAAGCUACUGUAUUCAAAGAAAAACCAGGUUGUAGGUUGUAAAUGGUUCUAGUUUCUUGGAAUCCCUAAGGCCAGGGUCAGUUCCUAAAGUGGAACAAGAGGAAACCCCAAGAGUGAGAUUCUAGAGCCCCAGGGCGCUGCCUUGUCGCCGGCACCUGAUGUGUUGGACUGAACAGAAAUGAAACCCCAGCAGAGCCGAGGGCCAGCUCUCCAGCUGCAGGGUUUGGGGUGUCGUCUUCCCCGACCCGCACCUUGAUCCUCCCAGGCCUCUAAUGUGUGGUCGGCAAGGAAGUUUGGCAGGGGGCCAUGUGUGUGGCCAGAAUGGAUGAGGAAGGGCCAGAUGCCAGGCAGGGCCCAGGGGCCCAGCGCCGCCAUGUGGAUGCCACUGACUAGCCGCCAAGGCGGGAUGUGAUGAGGGUCAGCGGGUUCUGAGGAGAAGCUUGCCCAGCCUGCUGGGGCUCCUGCACUCCUGCCUCAGCCCUGCUCUGGAUGGCACCCCGUGCCGGGGGCAGGGCUUGCAGGGCAGGGACUUGCGGGUCACAUUUGCUUGGCUAAGCACCCGUGUUAUGGCAGUUUCCCAGAGAAAUCAGACGGCAGUCGGAGAGGUGGGGAGAGAGAUUUACUUGUCUCGCCGGCGGGCUCAGUGGGAUCGCUCCCAACAGGCUGAGCAGCCCAGAGUGAAAAUGGCAGGGCUUUAUUCAGUUUGAAUGAGGAAACUUGCUGUCCCAUCCAUCAUAACAUAAGCAUUCUUUAUUGUUCGGGAAGGGGGUCAAGGUAGCCAUGGCUGCCCCUGUGAGCAGCAGUGCCGUGCACCCAGCAACUUCUGCAAACAGCAGAAUCUAAGGAGCAGACUCCCCCAAGCAGCAGACUUGGGUAACUUUCUGCUUCACCAGCCUAGUCGCAGCGUGCAGAUGGGGUCAGCUGGGGUUUGUCUCCCAGUCCUGCCACUUACCAGUGGCUGUUCUUGCUUGUGAGUCUUGAUCUCCCCAAUGCUUGGCUCCCUGGUCUGUGAUAUAGGGGUGUCCGAUUCUGACAGGGUUGUAGGGGCCCCGUAGAUGCCACCUCACAGCUGUGGUCUUGCAACCUGGCAGCCAGUUCUCUUAAAACCCUUACUAGAUGGGUUUUAGCCACCUCGCACUUAAAAAUAGGUGAGCUUCAUAAAAUGAUUCCAUAGGUGUCUCUCAAAUAAUAUAGAAUGUUAUUUCUUUUCAGAGCAAAAUCCAGGUAAUCACCUCAAGCUCACAAUUCUGAGGUCAUGAAAGCUACAUUUCAGAAAACACUGGGUGAGCAUUACCAAAGAGAAAAGGGAGCUAUUUGGUGAUAACCAGUGUGUCAGCAUGAUGGAUCGUCAUAUGCUAACUGUUAACUUGGAUUUAAAUCAGAACUAGCAUUUAAUUAAUUGAAUUACCCAUCAGUGUUAUAUUGAAGGUGGGGCAAUCCAUCUCAGCUGCAGGAAAUAAAAGGUAGCACUGUCUGUAAAUAAUUUAAAACAAUAAUAAAACUCACUAAAGAUAAAAAAAAAAUAGGUAAAGGCCUUAGAAAAUCCUUUUCCCAGGAAAACUAAAUAGUUGGUGGUGGCCCCCUCCGGCCCACCCAGCCUCCACCUAGGCUCAUGCUCUCCAGGGACCUGGCAGCCUUGGGGCCAAGUGAUGGGAGCCCCCACAGUUGGCAGGCCCCUUCUGAAUCUGUGGGGUGUCCUGGAGAGCCCCUCAAGUCCUGGUCAAAGGAUUCACCUUUUGUUCUUCAUAUAUCUGUAGCUUAGCACUUGUGACACCCCAGGGUCCUUGGCAGGCGCAUCCUGUUAUGGAGCAACCCCCAUAUAAAACGGGUUGCCUGGCUGUGGGUCCUCACCUGCGCGCUUAGAAGGGACUUAUGAAUACUCCACUACAGGCACACACACAAGGUUAUAAAAGGUUUAUUUACAAGGGAAAGGGAAUUAAGGAAAUGUACAAUGCAGGGAGAAAAUAGGGAAAUAAAGUCUUUAAUGCGUCCUACCCAAUCCGCCAACCUGGAAACCCAAAGGCACUUUCAGAGCUGGCCGGAUGCUGCGAGCUGGCGGAGAGCCAAAAUGGGGGACCCCCCCAAAGCCCACGUGUCUGGCUGCUUAACCCCACCCUCAGGUCCCAGCCACCUUCCCUUUGGUGGUGAUGGGAUUUGGAAUUCCCAGUGUCUUUGGCUUUGGUCUGGAGUGGGGGUGGAGUCCACAAAGCCUGUAUGGAAUGAGCUUUAGGACAGCCUUUUCCGCCUAACAAUCCCACUCAGGGUCUCGGAGCCCACCAGCCUGUGGGUGCCUCUCAGGCCCUUCCUCCUCACAUUCCUCCCCAAGCCCCUGUGACGAGCAGGCCCGGCAAUGGCUGCGGCAUGUGCCUGUUCUCAGAUGCCCUCUGGUCCUGUGUCCAGCAGAUGAGAGGGGCAGCCCUGACCCUCUGCUGCAGCAGAAGGUGGUUUCUAGCUGGGUGGUCCGGGGAGGCUUCUCUGAGGAGGUGACAUGACAAAUGGAUGAAGUGGGGACCUGAGGGCAGAGCAUCCUGGGAUGGCAGGGGAUCCCCCAAAUCAAAGGUCCAGAGGUGGGAAAGCAUCUGGCCUUGAGAUUUUAGAAGCUCAACCCAUGUGCCUGCAGGGCAGAGAGGAGGAGAUGGCAGCAGGCCAGACCAGGGAGGCCCAGGGGGCACCGCGAGGCACUUUGAUUUUUAUCUUAAGAACAGCAGUGUGAGUUGAUCUUUCUUCUCUGCUAUUAGAACAAUAAACAUCCUGGUAUUAUCCCAGCGAAGCCAAACCAGGGGCAGCAAAGACGCCGGGAAGGAGGCAGCGCUAGCCGGGGUCAGGAAGCAGCGGAUGCGUUUCUCAGAAAGGCUGGCGAAGGCAUUCCCGGUUAGCCUCUCAGCUCCCGUCCACGCUGAUGUCACCACGGUAGGCUAGGAGCCUGUCUGCCUAGCUUCCCCUUUCUUGGGGUGUCUCCCAAGACAGUAAAAGCCCAACCAAAAGUCCUGGGGAGGCUGUGGGGGCCUUUGUGUUCUGUGUGGGGCGUGGGUUGUCUUAGGAGCAGGACCCCCACUUGCCACGUUGACCUCUGCCCCUGGCCUCGGGCCAUCUCAUGAACUUUCAUCUCCUGCUCGCUGUUGGGGAAGGAAUGUGAGCCUUGGAGACUCGCUGCUGGCCAACCUGGCUUCCCUCUCCUGCUCAGGUGGUUGCCGGGCACAUGGUCUCCUGCGUGGUCCUAAGAGCUUUCAAGAUUUCCUGAUCUAUGAAACAGACAUAAUAUUUGCCUUGCAAGGUGCUUGCGAGGCUCGGGGGUGGUGGUGUGGGUAAAGUGUUUGGUCUGGUGCUAGGCAGAGUCUCUGUGGGUGAGUGAUGUAAAGGAGUUUGCCCCAGUCUCCCCACAUUCCUUAUGCAUUUGGGCUGCAUCAUAAUAACUGGAAGGGGGUUAGGCUGAGUAUCAGCACUUCCCCUUCCAAAUCCAGGCUCCAAGAGGUGAUGAGACCCAGUGGCCGUCACACAGCCAGGACGUGCCAGAGCUGGAGUUCCAGAUCCUCCCUCUUCCCCUAAGGGGACCACCCGCUGCCCCCACCUUGGCAGGCUGCCCCUGCGCCAUGGCUGUGUUUGCAUCACAGUUAUCUUCUGGCUCUGUGCCCCUCUGAAGUUUCCUUUUGCCUCCAGCCACCGUAGCUAGGAGGGAGGAAGGGGGUCAAUUGCAUCCCUUCUUUCAUGGACGGCACUGGCAUUUGCAAUAAGUGGGGUAACCUCUCAGGGUUCAGCGGCAGGUGGGGUGUGGCUACCUAACUUGGUCCAGAGCCAACCCAGCCAGGGCCUCGGACCUGGAAGCAGUUUCCUGGACAGUGGUCUGACGCUGAGGUCAGGGGAGGCUCGGGGCUGGGAGGCCGGGCAGACGAGAGAAGCCAGGGAAGUGCCUGGCAAUAGAAUCACCUUUGUCGGGCCUCCCCGGUGGCGCAGCGGUUGAGCGCUGGGUUGCGAAGCUGUCCGCGGCCUCUGAGGCGUGGGUUCUAUCCCCGGCUGCUCCCCGGCCACCGGAGGAGGG
Talpa occidentalis (Iberian mole) is the source of this 7683-nucleotide messenger RNA. It is a transcript of the gene TNFRSF8, whose product is annotated as TNF receptor superfamily member 8. Lineage: Eukaryota; Metazoa; Chordata; Mammalia; Eulipotyphla; Talpidae. The record is from RefSeq and is a predicted model, not a curated record. Gene Ontology annotation, molecular function: protein binding; transmembrane signaling receptor activity. The coding region runs from base 16 to 1692 and encodes 558 amino acids. Gene Ontology annotation, biological process: signal transduction. The transcript has 13 exons.